This is a messenger RNA of Clonostachys solani, 2328 nucleotides long. The record is from the annotation of a GenBank genome assembly. NCBI's taxonomy places the organism in Eukaryota, Fungi, Ascomycota, Sordariomycetes, Hypocreales, Bionectriaceae.
AUGGCUGGCAACACGCACUCUGGCCUUCCCGCCAAUCUCUACGAUCGCAUUCGGGAUGGGCUUGAGAGUAGAGCAAAGACUGGCAUUAACGGCUCCCAAGAAGCGAAGAAGUAUCUGCUUUACGAGGAUCUUACUCAGUUCUGGGAACCGCCAAGAAUUCGGGAAGUUCUCAUCAAAGUUGGAUUGUCAGGACAGGUGCUGGAGAGCACAAUCAAGACCAAAUACCUUCGCGUAUUUUCGACACUUGCAUUCGCCAACAAAGUUCAAUAUCUGUCAUAUUUUACUCGAUACUCGCUGAGUGACGAGCAUUGGCCUAACCGACACUCCGAUCAAGCCUGGAGCGACGCAAUGUGCGAUGGCUUCCUGAAGGAAUUCACUCACAACAAAUGGAUGUUCUUUCCAUUCGAGUUUGAUAGAGACGAUCUCGUUCACCAAGAACUGCCCGAUCAACGUAUAUUGCCUAUCGAAGAAAAAGAAGAAAAUUCUCCCAGAGACGAAUAUCCGAAUUCCCCAUUGCUCACCAAAGUCACCAUUAACAAGUCUUGCAACAAAUUAGGCUCUAAUAGUGCGAUAAAUACGUUUAUGAUCAAAAGUUACAAGCUCGAUGACCCUUCACAACAAGCAGCCUAUGAUCACGAAGCUGAAGCAUAUACUCUUCUUGAAUCCAUGGGACACUCUGACCAUGUGGUGAGAUUCUAUGGCGGGUUUCGGCAAUCACGGGCCGGCCACCUCGUCUUGGAAUUUGUGAAAGGAGAGACCCUCAAGCAAUAUUUGGCACGUAACCAACAACCCCAAACAAUAAGCGACAUCUAUCACUUCUGGCAGAGCUAUCUUGGAAUCAUUACAGGCUUAUUCAAGAUCCACCAGAUGAAUGGCGACCCUCAGCGGCCGACCAAGGCCGUUAUUCAUCAGGACCUCAAGUUUGAUAAUAUUCUCGUCACGGAGAUUCCAGACUCGGUAUCGCGUUAUAGCUUUGUCGCAAAACUGAUAGACUUUGAACAUAGCUCCAUUGUCGAUCUUGUUGGAGGUGGGGAUGAGCCCGCAAGCCCUGACAGACAGGGGCAUCCCUCCUUUUCUCCCCCCGAGGCCAGUCACCAUAUGGCAGCCCUGAACGAGGGCCCUCAUGUGGUAACCCGGUUCUCCGAUAUUUGGAGUUUAGGAUGCAUCACGAGUCUACUGGUGGCCUGGGUUGCAGAAGGUCCAGAAAACAUGGAAACGGCUGGUCAGCUGCGGUCUGAAGAGCUCAACGGCAAUCACAGUUUCAGCAGUUACCACACCCGGUGUUUUCAUGACGGCAAUAACCUGAUUGAGUCGGUCCGUGAUUCACAUCGCCUUUUUCGGCAGCAGCUCAACGGGUAUGACAUGAUAACACCGGCAAUCUUGACCAUUGUGGAAGAGCAGAUGCUUCGACCAAAUCCUAAUGACCGCUCGGGAGCAAAGCAGCUUCACUCCGCUAUCGAACGGGCCAUAGACAAGCAUAAGAAAUAUGCCAGUGAGGGAGAUAGUGCCACUGAACGUCAUUAUCACCCAAUACAGGCCACUGAACGUACUUUAGGAGGCCCACCUGAUCAGUACCUGACGAUCGACCAGGUUUUGGAGUACCGAAGAGCGAAAAAGAGCAAAGGAAACGAGGCCAUAAACCCAAUAGUCGACAACCGCGUCCAAACCCUUGUCAAAAAUUUGAAGAGCAGAGAUCACCUCUUUUUCAUCGACAACUCACCAUCGAUGGAAGCCCAUGAAGGUGAGGUGGUGAGGGUUUUCACUGCCUUGUCGUACAUUGCGAAGAAAAUCGACUCUAAUGCCAUUGAACUGGCAUUCGCAUCUUCGCCUGACCUUGUAUUCGCCAAGAAAAACACUAGCGAUUUGAUCGAUAUCCUCAGAAAGGCCACUUACGACCAAAAUCCAGAGAUGAUGGAAAAUAAACUACAAAUGUUUAUAGACAGAGCUGUCAUUCCUAAACUCCCUGUCCCCCGGUCCCUCAACCUCUUCUUACGAAGCAAGCCUAUUAGCGUCAUUAUAUUGACUAAUGGUUGCUGGGGGACUGGCCUGGAAAAGGGAACCGGCGUGGAAAGGACAAUCAGAAAUCUUGUCUCGAUCAUGGAAAAGAAAGGAGUGGACAGAACCAAAGUCAUGAUACAGUUUCUGCAGUUCGGGACCGAUGAAGACGGUAGCAAAUACCUAAAGUAUUUGGACGAUAUAGGACAAGAUGACGGUUUUGAUAUUGUCGACUCUAGUGUGGUUAAGGACGAUGUGUCUGCUAUCUUUGUUGGAAGCAUCGGCCCAUACACUGAUGCGCGCAAUAGUUCGCAAUCCGCCCGAAGUUCUUGA